AUGCCACCGGCACCGCCAGGUAUUCGUCAGCGUGCUGUCUAUUCGGAGCUGCUGGUGAGCACUGGGCUGCUUUUCGAGAGACGCCACAAGGCGCGUCAACUGGCUGACCUCGCGCAACUUCACCUCCAGGCCAAGUGCUAUCUAGACAGAUGGGUAAAUAGUGAACAAGAGGCUCGUGAGGUGGAAGUCACGCUAGAAGACGAAGGUGAGCAAUCUCCGGGGAUAUCGGACGUCCCGGGUGAUGAUUUGAACGUUGGAGGACCGGUGAUCCGAUCCGUUGCGAGCGACGCGGCCUAUACAUCAGAAGAUAAUUGGAACGUCUACCAUCGUACUGGAACAAAGGUGUAUUUAACAAAGACCAAUAAUUUGAAUUACGAAGCCACUGGAUACAGUCUACAGAGUGACUUUGCAGACACUGAUUGUAUCGACACUCCGACGCAAUUAGCAGCCUCUUCGUCAGUGGAUAGCAUUGUGCAAGUGUAUUCAGUGGCUACAGCCGCAUCUGGUGAUACUGUUGUAAGCAUCUGCGGAGAGGAAAACACAGUUGUCGGAGCGUCUGCGGAAACCCAUGCUGCAGAGAAUAAAGAGCGUUAUCCGAAUCGUACUGUGGCAAAAAUCAUCUGGACGUGUUGUUUCUUAACACAGAUUAUAGUAUCCGCAGUGAUAGUUGCAUCCCUACAUUUGUCGAAUAGGUGGAACUGGCACGAAAAAUUCAGGAGCUUCCACAUCGUAUAUCCGUUUGUUACAUACUUCAGCACGCGCGUGAUAGCACAAACCGCAAUCGAUUGGGCCCUGACAAGGUACGUUAGGUCGUACAACACUCCUGCGAAAACGGAUACGCGACUGGAAUUGUAUCACCUGAUAAACGGGGCAAUUAACAAUACAUGCCUCGUGCUGGCCGUAGCCGCAGCUUCAUUACCGAACAUUGCAUCCGAGGAGUUAAUCGUGUACGCUACGGAGACGAGUGCCUACUUCGGGAUUAUCGCAGCAAUUCUUGCAAUUAACCUAAUCGCAACUGUGUAUCAGUGUUGUUCGAAAUACCGGCUUUUACGAGACUUGUCCGCUUGA
Messenger RNA from Babesia bigemina, 1068 nucleotides. RefSeq lists its product as hypothetical. The transcript has 2 exons. Lineage: Eukaryota; Apicomplexa; Aconoidasida; Piroplasmida; Babesiidae. The record is from RefSeq and is a predicted model, not a curated record. Bases 1 to 1068 code for a protein of 355 amino acids.